This is a messenger RNA of Pelobates cultripes (western spadefoot toad), 321 nucleotides long. The record is from the annotation of a GenBank genome assembly. NCBI's taxonomy places the organism in Eukaryota, Metazoa, Chordata, Amphibia, Anura, Pelobatidae.
AUGACAUCGACCAUAAGCAGUGAUAAGGUACAUUAUCUGGACCUGGAGAUUUCUGUAAACAAUGGCAGCAUACAAUACUGCCUCUACACCAAACCUAGUGACCGCAAUACCAUAUUACAUGCCACUAGUGCCCACCCGAAGGCGUUACUAAAAUCACUCCCAAAGGCCCAGUACUUGCGGGUCAUCCGAAAUAAUUCUAAUUUAGAAGUUAUGGAAAAACAGAUCACAUCUAUGACCCAGAAGUUCCUUAACAGAGGAUAUCCACUGGACCAACUACAAGAGGCCCUGCAUAUGGCUAGACACAAUGUGGCCCCUACUUAG